Messenger RNA from Epithele typhae, 2667 nucleotides. RefSeq lists its product as uncharacterized. Gene Ontology annotation, molecular function: transcription coregulator activity. The record is from RefSeq and is a predicted model, not a curated record. Bases 1 to 2667 code for a protein of 888 amino acids. Lineage: Eukaryota; Fungi; Basidiomycota; Agaricomycetes; Polyporales; Epitheliaceae. Gene Ontology annotation, cellular component: nucleus; Z disc. The transcript is spliced from 4 exons.
AUGGCGUCCCUCCUCGUCUCCCCCCCUGCAGGCGAGCGUAUCUCCCAGAUCCUCCCCACCGUCAAGUGCUCCUCCUGCUCCCAGCCCGUGAGCAUCACAGACCUCGGCGACCAUGUCUGUGCCCCCGCCCCCGCUCCCCCGCCCCAGAUGCCUGCACUCCGGCCACCGCAGUCUCCCCGAUCCGUCGCCGCCCUCCUGCCCGCCAAACUUCAGACCCUCGUCUCUGCUGCACCUCCUCCCGCCGGGCCACCCGCUGGCCACCCCUCCGCUCGUAAGUCUUCGCUUGCACCCGCCCCCGCGCCCCCGAAGAGCCCUUCUCCGUCCAUGCACCACCCGAGUUCUCCCCUCCGCUCCCGCGCCCUCUCCUCCGCCUCCUCCCUCUCCUCCCGCUCUGCCGACAGCCGCCCCGAGCGUGGCCCCAGCCCUCUCGGCCGCAGCGACGGCCGCCCCAGCAUGGACUCUUCUCCGCUUUCGCCUUCCACCCCCGGUCCCGCCGGCCCAUCCCGCGUGCCUUCUCCCAAUCCACCCACCCCCAGCACCGCCCGAAGCAACUACGGCGGUCCUCCGCCAGCACCCGCACCGCCGUCCGGCGGCGGCGGCGUGCGCUCCCGCGCCCCUUCGAACGCGAGCAUGCACUCCCUCGCUGGCCGCGCACGCGCAGGCACCAACAUGAGCGCGCGCCCGCCCCCGUCACCUCUUUCACCCUCACCCGCCGACCCGGACGUGAUUUACUCGACCGGUCCGGCCCGCAUGCGCGCCCCGUCCAACGCGAGCCAGCUGCGCCCGUCGAUGGACCAGGUGCGCCGCCCGUCGGGCGACGGCUUCCGCCCGGGCGCGGACCGCAUGCGGAGCCCUUCGAUGGAGAGCCAGCGCCCCCCGUUCGCGGCAGGCGGUCCGCCCCCGCCGCUCAGGUCGCCCGCGUCGCCGUCGCCGAUACGCUCUCCGACGAUACCCGAACCUGACACGAAGACGGGCGGGGAGGCCGGCAUGGCCGGGGUCGGACGGAGGGGGUUCGCCGCCGCCGCGAGGGCGGCGAUGUUCAUGUCCAUGGGUCCUCCACCGCUGGGGCCCGGGCCGAUGGGGAUGAGCGCGUUGCAGGAGCCGGGGCAGGGCAUGGACGGAAAGCGGGCGAACGCGCCGCGGUUUCUGGACAUCGCGUCCGCGACACGAUACGCUGCGUCGGCCAACACUCCGCCCUUGUCGCCCGGCUCGGGCACCGCCUCGAUCUCCCCACACUCGCCGUACUCGCAGAGGAGCCCGCUCAUGAGCGGCCCACCGUCGCCCGCGGUGCGGGCGGUGACGACGCCCGUCGCGAACUCGCCGGUCGUCCAGCUCCAGGCACGGGACUCGCGUGUACCUGAGAGCGCCGAGAAGGACCGGACGCCGGUGCGGGAUUCGCGAACGACGGUGCAAGACGACGACGACGACGACCUGGACGACGAGCUCGCGCGGGUGCCGUUCGUCGAGAAGCUGAAGGCGAACAUGCCCGAGCUCGCCCUCGACACGGUUACGGCUGCCAAGUCUACCGAGCCGGCGCCUUUAUCGCCCACGGACUCGGACAGUGACUAUGGCGGAUUAGCCUAUGCGGAUUCUGACGGCGACGACGAUGACGACGACAAGCCCAACGGCGUGCUCGGGAUGAGCGAUGUGCCCCUGAGCACCUCCCCACAGCCUAUCGGUCAGGCUAACGACGCCGGGCCGCCGCCCCCGCCGCUGAAGGGAGAGGGCAAGGUCCGGUUCCCGUCGCUCGCUGCCAACACCGAGUCGCGCUACUCCUCCUCCUCCUCCGCGACGACGACCAUGGACUCGCCCGCGAACGCGAUGAAACGCAGCCUGUCCGCGUCCACCGCACGCACGAUCGCCAAGUCGACGGGCGCGAUCGACCGCGUGAUGGAGACGCUGCUCGAGGACGCCACCGCGAGCACGAGCACGGCCUCCCCACGUCCUUUCGCGGAUUCACAGCGCGACAGCCUCACCAAGAGCCCGAAGCUUCCCAUGCGCGCACACACGAGCCCGACGAUGUCCUCCUCCAGCCGCGGCGAGCGCGGCGCGAGCAGGCACAAGGCGUGCGUCCGCUGCGAGAAGCGCAUCGACGACGGCCGGUGGAUCGCGAUGGAGGGCGGGAGCGUGCUGUGCGACCGGUGCUGGAAGAACAUGUACUUGCCCAAGUGUCGGCGCUGUAACAAAAACAUCGAAAAGGCAGCGGUGUCCUCGUCGGACGGACAGCUCAAAGGCAAGUGGCACCGGGAGUGCUUCAGUUGCUUCACAUGCGAGAAACCGUUCCCGGACAAGAGCUUCUACGUGUACGACGGCAAGCCGUUCUGCGCCUACCACUACCACGAGGCCAACAACUCGCUCUGUCGCGCGCCCAAGUGCGGGGAGCCGGUCGAAGGCCCCUGCGCGGUCUCGCACGCCGGCGCACGCUACCACCCGGAGCACUUCGUGUGCGAGCACCCGCGCUGCGGCGAGCGUCUGCUCGAGUACUACGAAGUCGACGGCCGCUUCUUCUGCGACCGGCACGCGCAGAGCGAGCUCGAGCAGCAGUUCGAGGACGACGACGCGAGCGACUACGGCGACGAUCCCGACGAGCACGUGCACCACACGCCGACGCUGAACAAGCGGGUGACGCGCUUCAUCGACCUCGGCUCGCUCAACAACAUACUCUAG